GAUAAGACAUAGAGUUUUCGGUCGCAAUGUACUCUGCCACUAACAGAAUGAUGUGCAAACCGAAUACACCCGUAUAAAUACACUCGUAUAAAUACUCUGAUCGUUUCCAGUUCAGAUUCUCUUAUUUAUUUGGAAAAUUUAUACUCCGUAAUGGAUGAAAGAGGAAUCAAUGCUCUAUCAGAAUGUGUGCGUUACUCAUCUGAACUUGGAUCAGGUGCAGGGAAGGGUGGUGGUUCUGGAGGCUCCAUUAGAGAGGCUGGAGGUGCUUUCGGGAAACUGGAAGCUGCUCGAGAAGAAGAAUUUUUUAAGCGAUUGGAAAAACAGCAGCUUGCUAUGCUGAAGAAACAAAUACAUGAAGAUAUUGACUUUCAUGAGAAUCAAAUUAAGAUACAUGAGGAAGCAAUUAAACGGCAUAAGAAGAAGAUCAAAGGCAUGAAAUCUGAUUCUGACUAAAGAGACUUUUCUUAUAAAAUUAGCAGAUAUAAGUAUAUAGUGAUAGGUAUGUUUUGCCAAGUUCACCUCUGUUGCCUGGUUCAAUUAAAUAUCUACUGAAUAACAAAAUA
This is a messenger RNA of Octopus sinensis (East Asian common octopus), 563 nucleotides long. RefSeq names its product ATPase inhibitor mai-2, mitochondrial. Bases 151 to 453 code for a protein of 100 amino acids. Gene Ontology annotation, molecular function: ATPase inhibitor activity. The transcript is spliced from 6 exons. NCBI's taxonomy places the organism in Eukaryota, Metazoa, Mollusca, Cephalopoda, Octopoda, Octopodidae. The record is from RefSeq and is a predicted model, not a curated record. Gene Ontology annotation, cellular component: mitochondrion. Gene Ontology annotation, biological process: negative regulation of ATP-dependent activity.